Anopheles stephensi (Asian malaria mosquito) is the source of this 650-nucleotide messenger RNA. Its product is annotated as lysozyme c-1-like. The transcript has 3 exons. Gene Ontology annotation, molecular function: lysozyme activity. The record is from RefSeq and is a predicted model, not a curated record. Lineage: Eukaryota; Metazoa; Arthropoda; Insecta; Diptera; Culicidae. Bases 43 to 537 code for a protein of 164 amino acids.
CAGAUCAGUUGCUUUUUAAAAGCCGUCAGCAGAAGUAACAAGAUGAAACUGAUUUUCGCCGUCGUGUGCACCGCCCUUGCGGUAAGCAGUGGUAAAGUCGAGGCACGAAGAUACGACAAAUGUGAGCUGGUAAGAGAGUUGUACAAUAGUGGCAUCCCGAAAUCGCAGCUGGCGGAUUGGGUCUGUCUCGUGCAGUGGGAAAGCAGCUUCGAUACGAAGGCGAUUAAUAAUCAAAACACAGACGGGUCCACCGACUAUGGACUGUUUCAGAUCAAUAACAGGUACUGGUGUGAUUCGCACUAUGGAGGAAACGAGUGCAACAUAUCGUGUAACAGCCUACUGAGUGACGACAUUUCGAUUGCCAUCGAAUGUGCCAAGCUGAUUUACCGCCGGAUGGGUUUCGAAGCUUGGUACGGUUGGAGGGACCAUUGCAAAGGCAGGCAAUUGCCCGACAUCAGUGACUGCCUGCUCAACGACAUCGGUGGGCAUUCUGGCGGAAGAUAUUCUGAAAUGGGUGCAUCUUGCUGGUCGUCUUAGGUUUUAAAUAGCAUACCACGAUGACCGGCCAUCACAUCGAGCACGGGGUAGUUUGUUUGACAAUACCCAACAAUACGCUGCGCAAACAAUAACAACCAGUGUGUUUAAUUAGA